This is a messenger RNA of Amblyraja radiata (thorny skate), 2162 nucleotides long. It is a transcript of the gene taf9, whose product is annotated as TAF9 RNA polymerase II, TATA box binding protein (TBP)-associated factor. Bases 674 to 1432 code for a protein of 252 amino acids. NCBI's taxonomy places the organism in Eukaryota, Metazoa, Chordata, Chondrichthyes, Rajiformes, Rajidae. Gene Ontology annotation, biological process: DNA-templated transcription initiation; RNA polymerase II preinitiation complex assembly. Gene Ontology annotation, molecular function: transcription coactivator activity; RNA polymerase II general transcription initiation factor activity; protein heterodimerization activity. Gene Ontology annotation, cellular component: SAGA complex; transcription factor TFIID complex. The transcript has 7 exons. The record is from RefSeq and is a predicted model, not a curated record.
AUUCAAAUAUUAAACUGGCAGUAACGUACUGUUUGAUUUUCAAACAUGCUCCAACCUUGAAUAUGUAAACCAAGAGGCAACGGUCAGGGGGAAAGACCCGACUCACGAUGCUGCCGAAUGUCGAGGAAGGAACAGAAGCUGCUGGUUUACACCACAGAUAAGACACAAAUGCUGGAGUAACUCUGCGGGACAGGCUUCAUCUCUGGAGAAGAGGAAUGGGUGAUGUCUGAAGAUGGGUUUCGGGCCGAAACGUUGCCUAUUUCCUUCGCUCCAUGGAUGCUGCUGCACCCGCUGGGUUUCUCCAGCACUUUUGUCUACCUAGGAAUGGGUGACGUUUCGGUUCGAGAACCUUCUUCAGACCAAAGAUUAUAGAGGAGCUCUUUGUCUUUGCUAUAAGAUCUUUGCUUCAGACUUCAGCAAAGAUCUUAUAGACUUCAGUGUGAAGAAGGGUUCCGACCCGGAAACAUCACACAUUCCUUCUCUCCAGACAAGCUGCGUUACUCCAGCAUUUAGUGUUUAUAUUAUAGUUGUACGAGACCGUGGCGUGUUCACGGUGCUCCGUCCGCGGGUGAAGCAGCGCUGCCGGGGCCUGGUCGAGGUGAGGUGAGGUGAGGCCCGUCGCCGCUCCGGGAAGUGAGGCAUCGCGUUGGCGGAAGUGGAUGGACAGGGAAAGAUGGCGGCGCCGAAGAGUGUUCCGCGGGAUGCGCAGGUUAUGGCUCAGAUUCUAAAGGAUAUGGGGAUCACGGAAUAUGAACCAAGAGUUAUUAAUCAAAUGUUGGAAUUUACUUAUCGGUAUGUUACCACAAUAUUGGAAGAUGCUAAAAUUUAUUCUAGUCACGCUAAAAAGGCAAGUGUUGAUGCUGAUGAUGUCAGGUUGGCUAUUCAGUGUCGAAUGGACCAUUCAUUUACAUCUCCACCUCCUAGAGAUUUUCUGCUGGAAAUUUCUCGACAGAAGAAUCAAAACCCACUACCAUUGAUAAAACCAUAUGCUGGACCCAGGCUACCUCCAGAUAGAUACUGUCUAACAGCACCGAACUACAAAUUGAAGUCACUACACAAGAAGAUGGCAUCAUCCGCUGGAAGAAUAACUGUACCAAGAUUAAGUGUUGGAGAUUGUGUAACCAGUCGACCCAGCACACCAACAUUGGGUACACAAUCGCAAACAUUGGCAGUUACAGCAAAAGUUGGAACGCCUGCAUCAUUAGCUGGACAGAGAUUUACAGUACAGAUCCCUUCUUCACAAGCUGCUGUUAAGCCAGCCACUUGGAUCUCUUCAUCAACUGCAGUCCAAAAUGUGCUGAUAAAUCAAUCUCUGAUUGGAUCAAAAAAUAUCCUUAUCACAACUAACAUGGUCUCAAACCCGAGUAGCACCACUGAGUUAAACCCAUUGAAACGGAAACAUGAAGAUGAUGAUGACUAUGAUGCUUCCUAAAAGUGGACAUAACCCAUCUUUCAAAAUUAUUUUCCAAAAUAAAGCCAAUAUUUUGACACUCUCAGUUGCUCAAGAUGAUCUGCCAAGGUCAGUUUGGGGUUGCUUGCAUUAAUUCAAGUUUGAAAAAUCUGAUGGGUAUGUACAGUAAUGCUAAGCGAAUGCAGUUCAUCUUGCCUGUGUAUAAAUUAAAAUAUGGUAUGGAUGCUACUCCUGUUUAAAUUAAAUAAAUGUGCCAUUACAGUACCAUCAUCAGCUGAAGUCUUGGUUCACAACUUGUCAUUAGCUUAUUUUGAAAAUGUUCUAUUUUUGUAGUCAUUUCUGUGUUUAAAUUAUUUUUAAUGUGGGACGUUGCCCUCAUUUAACUUAAUUAUUUCUACGCUUUGAUUUUUGAUUUUGUUCUUUUUGUGCAAUUUAUUAUUAUCUACAUUUUUAUGUCCAAAAAGUUUAAUAAAUUGGCAACAUUGCAACUAUCAAAUUCACUUUUGUCUACUUUGUAAAGUAAGUUUACAUUUAUACAAUUUUAAAGAAUCAUUUGCUCGUUCCAGUUAUAUUGUGAUUAUUAUUAAUAUUUUCCAGUGAAACAUUCUUUGUCAAACAAUCAUUUUUACUUGGAAAUGCAAUUUGUAUUCCAAAAUAUAUCUGAUGUAGUGUUUUAGAACUUAACAGAGGCUUGUUUCAUAUAACAUUGCAAUUAUUUUUGGUUUUCUAUUAAAAGCUACUUUGCUGUUCA